UUUCGAGUUCAAUUAGUAAAAGGGUAAAAUUAUUACUCUCAACAGAACUAUUCAAAAAUUCAAAUCGUUAUUAUGAUUUUUCCACACAUAAUAAAAUGUUUACUUUUAAGUCUUAUAGCGGUAACAUUUUAUCAAAAUAUUACCGCGGCAGUACCGAUAAAAUGUGGUCUUGAAGCCAACUGCACAAUAACGGCAGAUAGUGAAAUUUGUAUACUGGAAGAUACUAAAGAUGACGUUUGUAUACGUAAAUAUCCCAGUAAAUGUCAUAUGGAUAUAGCUGCCUGUAAACUGGGGAAAAACUUUACUGAUUUCAGUGCAGAGUAUUGUGCCAUGGAUAGCUAUAUCUGCGAAGAGGGUUAUGAACGCUGGACCAUAUUUUUUGGUCAUGAAAAUCUAAUUAAAUGAUAAUAUAAGAAAUGUAUUUUUUCGGUUUAUAAGGUUAAUCAAUCAUUAUUAUAAACCAAAAAUUAAACAAAAUAUCAUUUUUAAAAAAUACUUAUGCACGCAACAUACCUGCUCAUCAUGGAGUAUUCCCACUUUCACUUAAUUCUUUUUGAUUUUCUUUUUUGUAAGAAUUUUAAUAAUUCUAUGAAUUUUUAAAGAUACUU
Lucilia sericata (common green bottle fly) is the source of this 608-nucleotide messenger RNA. RefSeq lists its product as uncharacterized. Lineage: Eukaryota; Metazoa; Arthropoda; Insecta; Diptera; Calliphoridae. The record is from RefSeq and is a predicted model, not a curated record. The transcript is spliced from 3 exons. Bases 73 to 405 code for a protein of 110 amino acids.